Messenger RNA from Adineta ricciae, 1194 nucleotides. The record is from the annotation of a GenBank genome assembly. NCBI's taxonomy places the organism in Eukaryota, Metazoa, Rotifera, Eurotatoria, Adinetida, Adinetidae.
AUGUCGACUGAAUUUAGUAUCAAUUUUCGAGAUUAUAAUCGUAAUCAAUUUGGUCUUCAAUCCUUAUUUAUUUUAACAUGUUUCGUGUUCACUUGGCUGAUCAUUUACUUAAAAACGAAUGAUGAACUUUCAAAAGCAAUAUUUAUCCAAAAUAGUCUCAUAUCCACAUGGACUGUUGCGUAUUCAUUACGCAUAUUCUCACCAUCUGUCACUUCGAAAUUUCCUCUGGCUUUUCUCACAUUCCGAUGUACAAUUACAAUGCUCAAUGCUUCUGCCUUGAUGAUGAUGAUUUUUUAUGAAGAUUUUGGAUUGUGUCUGCUGUUAGUCUUAUCGUUACUUUUGAGUAAAUCAGUAUUUAUCGCUGGUCCGACACUUUGUCCGAAAACAUGUUCGUUUAUUGAAUGGUUGUUGAUAUCUAUGGGUUGUAGUGGAUUUUUCCUCUCAGUGAAUCUUCAUUGGUGGUCAUAUUUUGGUGAUAUUAUUAAUCGACCGGUCUUCACUGCUGAUCAUGUUGUUGUUUGUGAAUGUUUACUCCUAUUUGGUUUAAUAGUAUCGAUUUUGCAAAUUAUUCCUUGGUCAAGAACAAUUUCACCUGCAAGUCAAUUCUAUAUUUCAGUAGUGAUGACAUUUCUUACCGUAUUUCUCCCUCAAGCAUACUUUUUCGUGCAAGAGAAUCCGUUUCUAUGGUUGUUUAACUAUAUUUUCAAGAAAUCACAUCGAAUAUACUUGCUUCUGUUUUGGUUUCUUGUAUCCUUAUGUUCAGUGAUCAUCGUUAAUAUUCAUUUAAAAUUAACCAAACAUACGGACAUGCAACAGGAGAGAACAAUUAUAAGAAAAUAUUUUCAUUUCUUAGCCAUUAUUGUUUAUACAAGUGGAAUUUUGUGCGAUACACAUUUACUGACAAUGUGUUCAGUGGCGUUUAUUGUUUUGCUCUUGUUAUUAGAGUGUAUGAAAGUGAAAAAUGUUGCUCCAUUGGGAAAUUUGAUUCGUAAUGCGUGGACUGAUGAUCGAAGACGAAUAGCACAAUUCAGUGGAGUACUUAGUGUUGGUAUCGGUGAUUCAGCUGCAUCGAUUAUUGGAUCGAAAAUCGGUACUCGCAAGUGGCCAGGAUCGAAACGAACUUUAGAAGGAUCAUUGGCUGGUUUAGUGGCUCAGUUUUCCUUUGUUGCUUGUCUGUGGUAUCUAGGUAUGUAA